AUGUACAAUAAAUACUCCAGCAUCAGAAAACUAAGGAAACCCUUGAUUUUGUUAUUAAUAUUCAACACCCUAUAUUUGUCAUUUUAUCACUACUUUGGCAAUAAUGAUUCACAGUUGACCUUGUUGAAUAUACCACUUGACUCCACAAAUCUUUUAGCUGAAUAUGCUACAACCGAUGCAAAUUAUACCAAGGAAGUUGACGAACUUAUAGCGAGUAUCGAGCCACCAAUAGUGACGUCAGAAUACCGUAUUCCAAAAAGAACCAAUCAAAUAUUUCAGGAUCCUAGAUUGACGUUUGGUUUGAUACUAAAUUAUGUCAACCAAAACCCUUCUUCUAGUAUUCCAUUUCAUUGGGCCGAUUGGGUCGACUUGUCACUUUUAAAUAACCAGUUGAACAAACCGAUAGAAAAACGUCUCAAGUGUUUGGAUAUUCUCAACCAUAUUCAUCUACAAUUUGACAAGGAUAGGGAAUUGUGUAGAGAAAACACCCGUUACUUUGGCUGCGCUGAUAGUGAACUGCUAAGCGCGUCUGAAUUACAAGAGUAUGGUGUCGAUUCACACGAACAGUUGCCAGGAUUUAUACAGUUUGAACAUACUGUAUUUUCAUCUACCGAAUACGUCAGGAAUUUACAAGGGAAAACGUAUGUGUUAGCAAGUAUGCCUAUUCCAUAUAAAGUCAUAUUUAUGAACGAUAAGGGUGAGGAUCUUGUAUUUGAUGUCCAUAAAGAGAGAAUAGACAAACUAAAAGACAACUAUAAGAAAUCUAAAAUAGAUCCAGUGGUUGAAUUUGAAAAAUUAACCCAAGGAUCUAACUCUUAUAAACCCAAGCCAAUAAUAGAUAUACCCUUGAGUGACUUUGAGUAUGAAAAAGAGUUUGUCCUCGAAUCAAUCAAGAACUUGGAGGCGAAACCAGAAUUGAACCAACGCCAAAAAUCAUAUUUGUGGUCAAUGAAAAAAUCUAUUGCGAUUCAGGAAUCUCUGGACUCAGAAACAAGAUAUUUCAAUGAAGCGACUAUGACUGUGGGUAAUGGGAAUGAAGACUCGGGAUGGCAUUACGAUUGGAGAUUUUUCAAUGGGAAACUCAGAGAUGGUGCACGAACCGCUAUCAUAUUGGAACGAUUGCUUCGCAACUGGUUUAGAUUCACUGAAAAGUAUGGUGUUGUUAGUUGGAUUGCUCACGGCCCGUUAUUGAGUUGGUAUUGGAAUGGAGCCAUCUUUCCUUACGAUAACGAUUUAGAUGUCCAAAUGCCAAUAAAGCAGCUAGCAAGGUUGGGUGAGUUGUAUAACCAGACGUUAGUUGUCGAAGAUUUACGAGAAGGAUUUGGGAAAUAUUUAAUUGACGUGGGUACGUUUAUUCACAACAGGGACAUAUCAAACGAUGGCAAUCACAUUGAUGCUAGGUUCAUUGAUGUGGAUACUGGUGUUUAUAUUGAUAUUACGGGAUUAAGCAACGUACUAGUGAACAGAGCAUCAAGAUACGAUGGAAGAGAUAUUCAUGAUCGUCGAAAACAUUUUUAUAAAUUGAACGAUUUAGCACCAGUGAAAUUGUCAAUGCUAAAUGGAGUUCCCUGCUAUAUCAGCAACCAUAUUGUUCAGAAUCUCAAACGAGAAUACCGUAGCGGAAUUUCAAGAAAGCAGUAUCAAGAUUAUAUUUUCUCAAACAAGCUUAACAUUUGGGUCCACACACUGGUUUUGGCUGAGGCAUUGGAAAAGAAUGAUUACAUUAACAGUAGUGGUAAUAUCAGCCACUUGCAAAUGAAAUUUCUUAUCGAUGAAAUGACUGACGAUCAGAUUUAUCAAAUGCUUUCCAAUAACAAUCAACUAUUGUUGGAUUAUCAGUUGGCAAGAAGUGUAAGGAAAUUCCAUGCAAAAGAGCUCAAAUAUCUUACGUCAUUUACAAAUAAGGGUAGAGCGAUUGAUAACGAUGACAUAACAGAGGAAUAUAAAAACUUGUUAGGCACCGUCACUUUACAUGAACCUUUUAGAGAAUCAUUGUUUGAAUAUGAAAGGGUUAAUGGUGGGUUGGAUACGUUUUACGAAGAGUACAAUCGGGAGAUAGAUAGUUUAACAGUUUCAUAG
Molecule: messenger RNA, 2079 nt
Organism: Candida albicans SC5314
Lineage: Eukaryota; Fungi; Ascomycota; Pichiomycetes; Serinales; Debaryomycetaceae
Exons: 1
Coding region: 1-2079 (692 amino acids)
Source: RefSeq, a predicted model, not a curated record